CAAGAUUAACCUCGCAACCGUUUUCAGUACUGUGAAAGUAAGAUGCAUGCAAACGGGCAGGGGUGGACGCUGCUCUGGGGGCUCUCGCUUUGCGCGCACUGCGAAGCGUGUACACUCCUCACCUCAUCUCAUCAUCCGCGUCUCUAAACCUCCCUACUCACUCUCCCGCUCUCUCUCUCUCUCUUUUUCUCGUUCACAGAAGCUAUUUUAACUUUGCAAAGACGACAGAAUUUCAGUGGCCAAAUGGCUUAUUGAAGAAAGCGACCUUCAAAUUUAUAGAGGAGAGAAAUUACGAUACUGUGGCAGGCGGCAGUGGGUUUCUUUUUUUUUUUUCCCGAGCGAUUGGCCAUUUCUUCAAAUGAGAAAGUCUGAGAAAUGUCUUUUUCUGUGGGCGACACCAUCAGCAUCCGAGCCAUAAUGUACAGGCGAAAACAAGCCAGUCUUUGCGUCCUUCAAACAAUAUCUGGAUUGACGAGAACUCAGAGGUCUCAGAGUGCUUAAUGCCAUUAACUCCUUCACUGACAUAAACCAGUCACCGAGGAGCCUCUUUCACAUCACUUUUUCAUCUCCCUGCUGUCACCGAGAAGCUCCUUCCACUUUUUUUUUUACCCCUGCUGAUUAUGGAGAAUCUCAGUGAACUCCAAAAUCCAUUGCUGGACAAAAACAGUAAACACAUGAUCAAUGGUUACGGAGGAGAAUUCCCCAACAAUCAUUACCAGGAAAACAUUAUAAACUACUUUGCUGGAGGAGGAGGUGGAGGUGGAGGAGGUGAAGGUGGAGGAGGAGGAAAAGUGAGUAAUGGCAAUGCAGUGAGCGGAAGUUACAAUACCAACGGGAAGGUGAAAUCCCAGCAGUUUUUGGAUGCCACCUCGCUACAUCUGGCAGUAGAAGCCUUCUACAGACCCAAUUUCAUCCUAUACAAGGAGGACAGUGGCAGCAUUAAGGCUAAGGAAUACAGAAAUGAGUGCUGUGAGACCACCUUCACUGAGAAAAAGGAAAAGGAGGUGUCUAACACAACUGGGGCAGACACGCCCAGCACGGAAGAACCCCAGACGAAGCUGCUGGAGGACGGCGAACACAUCAAGAUCCAAACGGUUUCCUAUGAGGUGGAGGAGGAGGAGUAUGUGGAAUAUGAGACAGACUGUUCUACCGACAGCGAGAGUGAAGACAACUUCAUAGUUGUCCCUCCACGAGAUCAUCUCGGCCUGGCCAUAUUCUCCAUGCUCUGCUGUUUCUGGCCUUUGGGGAUUGCAGCAUUUUACUUCUCACAAGGGACCACUAAGGCAGUGAACAAAGGUGACUUCCCGCUGGCCAACAUCGCCUCCCGAAGGGCUUUGUUCUUAGCUGCCCUCUCCAUCACUAUAGGCACCGGUGUGUAUGUAGGGGUAGUGGUAGCGCUCAUUGCCUACCUCUCUAAACCAGGGCACAUAUAGCAGUCACACCUUCUUUCCAAACACCUCCAGGGAGCCCAGGAAGAGAACACCGUCCUCUGGGGAAUGUCACUGCGCCUGCAGACUUUGAGGAAAGUUUUUCCAGGAUGUACAAUU
This is a messenger RNA of Neolamprologus brichardi, 1547 nucleotides long. It is a transcript of the gene syndig1l, whose product is annotated as synapse differentiation inducing 1-like. Lineage: Eukaryota; Metazoa; Chordata; Actinopteri; Cichliformes; Cichlidae. The record is from RefSeq and is a predicted model, not a curated record. Gene Ontology annotation, cellular component: intracellular membrane-bounded organelle; membrane.